Halteromyces radiatus is the source of this 2542-nucleotide messenger RNA. RefSeq names its product MCM2/3/5 family-domain-containing protein. Gene Ontology annotation, cellular component: MCM complex; nucleus. The record is from RefSeq and is a predicted model, not a curated record. The transcript is spliced from 10 exons. Bases 20 to 2476 code for a protein of 818 amino acids. Lineage: Eukaryota; Fungi; Mucoromycota; Mucoromycetes; Mucorales; Cunninghamellaceae. Gene Ontology annotation, biological process: DNA replication; mitotic DNA replication initiation; double-strand break repair via break-induced replication. Gene Ontology annotation, molecular function: single-stranded DNA helicase activity; ATP hydrolysis activity; single-stranded DNA binding.
UUUUUUUUUCUUUACAAUCAUGGACGAAUCCAAUCAACCAACUACUCAACUUGUAGAUGAAAAGUUUGAGGAACGUGUACGAUGGUUUACUGAAUUUAUGGAAAGCGAACAUACAACUGAAAAAGGAAGUUAUCGAUCUCAAAUUGCAGGAUUACUUUCCAGUGAACAACGACGUUUAUUAGUCAGUAUUGAUGCUAUUCGUCAAUAUGAUAGAUCUUAUGCCAAAGACAUUAUCAACAAUCCAAAUGAAUACCUUCCAGCUUUUGAUAAGGCUCUCAAAGAAUUAGUUAUGGUAGAACAUGAUCCUUCAAGACAUGAUAUUGCCAAUCUUCCUUUUUAUGUUGGUUUACGAGGUAGUUUUGGUGAUAACCAUGUGAAUCCACGUACUUUACGUGCAAUGUAUCUAGGCAAGCUCGUUUGUAUUGAAGGCAUUGUAACUCGAUGUUCAUUGGUACGUCCCAAGGUGGUUCAAUCUGUACACUAUGCUGAAAAAACCAAACGACAUUAUAUGCGUGAAUAUCGUGAUUCUACUACUCCUGGAAAUUCUAUCCCUACUGGAGCUGUAUAUCCUACUGAAGAUGAUAAUGGGGAUCCUUUGGUAACUGAAUUUGGUUACAGUACUUAUCGUGAUCAUCAAAGUAUCAGUAUUCAAGAAAUGCCAGAACGUGCUCCUGCUGGUCAAUUACCUCGUUCUAUUGAUGUUAUUUUGGAUGAUGAUUUGGUCGAUCAAGCAAAACCAGGUGAUCGUGUUAGUAUUGUUGGUAUCUAUCGAUCCAUGGGUAACCGAAAUGCUAAACAAACAAGUUCAACUUUCAAAACUGUCAUUCUUUGCAAUCAAAUCAGCUUACUUAGUACAAAAUCCGGUGGUGGUAUUGCUUCCCCCAUCAUCACUGAUAUGGAUAUUCGCAACAUUACUCAAUUGGCCAAAAAACGUGGUGUCUUUGAUAUUCUUUCCCAAUCCCUAGCGCCAUCUAUUUGGGGACAUGAUUAUAUCAAGAAAGCUGUCUUGUUGAUGUUAUUGGGUGGUGUGGAAAAGAAUUUGGAUAAUGGAACUCAUAUUAGAGGUGACAUUAAUUUACUCAUGGUGGGCGAUCCUUCAACAGCGAAAUCUCAGAUUCUUCGUUAUGUUUUAAACACUGCACCUUUAGCAAUUGCUACUACUGGUCGUGGUUCUUCUGGUGUUGGUUUAACAGCUGCUGUGACAAGUGACAAAGAAACAGGUGAACGCCGUUUAGAAGCUGGUGCAAUGGUACUUGCCGAUCGUGGUGUGGUAUGUAUUGAUGAAUUCGACAAGAUGAGCGACGUUGACCGAGUAGCGAUUCAUGAAGUCAUGGAACAACAAACUGUAACGAUUGCCAAGGCUGGGAUCCAUACAUCAUUGAAUGCUCGAUGUAGUGUUGUUGCAGCUGCCAAUCCUAUUUAUGGACAAUAUGAUAUUACCAAGGAUCCUGGUAAAAAUAUUGCCUUGCCUGAUUCCUUGUUAUCUCGGUUUGAUUUACUAUUUGUUGUAACGGAUACGAUUGAUGAUACUCGCGAUCGAAUGAUUUCAGAACAUGUACUUAGUAUGCAUCGCUAUAUUCCUACUGGUUUGGAAGAAGGUGCUCCUAUCAAUGAACAAAUGGAAAAUCCUAUGGGUGAAGAAGACGAUGAAGAAGUGGCCGAUGAUGGCGAAAUUUAUGAAAAAUUCAAUCGAUUCCUCCAUUCUGGUGUGGCCCAUGAUAGAUCAUCUACUACUAAAGUACUCAAAUCCAAUUUCCUCAAGAAGUAUAUAUACUAUGUCAAACACAAAACCAAUCCUGUCCUGACCAAACGUGCUACUGAUACAAUUAUCAACGAAUAUACCUCAUUACGAAACGAUAAAGACGAAGAUUCAAGGAAAAAGACCUCACCAGUGACAGCUCGUACAUUAGAAACCCUUAUUCGUUUAUCAACAGCACACGCCAAGGCAAGACUUAGUAAUCGAGUGGAUCAAAAGGAUGCCAAGGCAGCAGCAGAAAUUCUACGUGUGGCGAUGUUUAAGGAAGUGAUCAAAUCUAGUAAGAAAACGAAACGUAGAAGGGUGACUCAAGGAUCGGAUGAUGAAGAAGAAUCUGAAGAAGAAUCUGAAGAAGAAUCCGAUGAUGAAUCCAAUGAAGGAAGUGAUGAAGAUAUGGAACAAGAUAAACCAACGACUAGUACACGGUCUGAACGAGCAGCGAGAAGAUCAGAGACUGAACCUAUGGAUGAAGACGUAGAUAUGGAAGAAAAUGAAUUAUCAGAAGAAAGAUUGGCACUAUUCCGUUCGCGUGUCCAUCAAGUGACAAGAGGACAAUUUGCUGGUGAAAGUGAAAUUGGAUUUGAUCAAAUGUUUGAAGCAAUCAAUGACGGAUUAUCAUCACAACAUGGAUUUUCUAUAUCAGAAGCAGAUGAAGCUUUACGUAAAAUGUCAGAAAUGAAUCAAAUCAUGUACUCCGAUGGAAUCUGUUACACGAUCUAGGCCAUAUCUUUUCUUUUUGUUUUUUUUUAAUAUCUUUUUUCAUUAUUUAUACUUUUUUUUCUCCUA